This is a messenger RNA of Cuscuta europaea, 1884 nucleotides long. NCBI's taxonomy places the organism in Eukaryota, Viridiplantae, Streptophyta, Magnoliopsida, Solanales, Convolvulaceae. The record is from the annotation of a GenBank genome assembly.
UAUUUAUAUAAUUUUUUCAUAAAUCAUCAAAAUGAGUUAAUCAAAAUGAGUUAAAUCGUCCACAUUAAUUAAAACUGUAGUGCAACCAGUUUAGUCAAUACUAAAUGAUUUUAUAAUGUAAAUAAAAUUGAAGCUCAAUGUUUAUAAGGAUUUCUCCAACCCGAAGGGCCUCAUACGCUCCGAUCCGAAAAGACUUUUUGGGAGUUUGUAAGCUCUGACCCAACGGUGUUAGAUCUUGUACCUCUGAGCAUUAGAGCUGUAUCCAACCGGGAGGAGUUGUAACUUCGCAUCAUUAUGGCUGCGGGUUUAAAAUACAUAGUCGUCCGUAUGUGACAUAAACCGGUCUGGUCGUAUAUAAAUGGAUCAAAAGCGCACUAAUAAAUGCACACUCUCUCUCGCAAUGGAUAACUGAGACUCCGUCAUGCAAACCCAGAAUCUCCCAUAGAUUUCUUAUUUCCCCUGCCGCAUCCCCUCUCUCUCCAUGGCUCCAAGACAGGCUCGCAUUCUCAGAGCUCUUCUCGUUUUCAUUAAUUCAAUGUAUAAAGGUAGGCAAUCCCUUCCUAUUCCAUCUGUCCACCUUUUAUUUUUUCCGCCAUUAAAUGCAAAAUCUCGAAACGGGUCUCCUUUAAAAUUGAUUUUUUUCUCUUUGUGAGAGUAGAGAUGUUUCGGGCGGUGCGCGUCUUCCGGCUAACUGGAGGGAAUGAAGAAACAGAGGAGAAAGAAUACCUGCUCAACCACACCCGGAAAGAUAAGAACUUUGGCGGAAAUGGAACUUCUAGAGUACUCACGUUGUAUGGAUUCGAUAUUUCAGAGCAGCACACGGGGAUUGAAAAUGGUGUCUGGAAAUGCGUCUAUAUAUUCGACUCUCAUCGCACCCAACCUCCCUUGGUUGAUUACUCUGAUGAAUGGGUUCCAAUUUCUAAACUGAUUUUCCAAGAUUUGGGUGAUGAUGUACAUGCCAUGUCAAAGCUGGAUCAGAAUGCAGAAACCUCAAAGUCAGAACAAAAUCUUGUCACUGAAGUGUGCAGUAGCAAGAGUUCAAGUGAUCACCGAUCAGGAAUGAUGACAACCAAUAUCCGUUUUCUGGAUCUCAACUCUAUACCAGAUUCAGAUGCUGAAGAGGAUAGUGACAUAUCCGUGCACAAGAAACGGAGGGCAGCACCUGAAGAUAUAGCAAGGAUUGCUUUGGAAGAUCUUGUCAAGUAUUUUGACCUUCCAAUUACUGAAGCUUCAAAAAGCCUGAAAAUUGGACUUACUGUACUCAAGAAAAAGUGCAGAGAAUUCGGUAUCCCCCGCUGGCCUCACAGAAAGAUCAAAUCCUUGGAUAGACUCAUUAGUAAUCUCCAGGAAGAAAUGCAACAGCAAAAUGAUGACAAUGAGGACGAGGCAACAACUAUAGAAGUGUCGAAGAAGAAAAGAAUGAUAGAAUUUGAAAAGGAAAGGAUAGAGAAGAAGCCAUACAUGGACAUACAAGAAGAAACCAAGAAGUUUAGACAAGACAUUUUCAAGAGAAGGUAUAAAGCUAGAGUUAUGGAGAGGGAGAGCGGGAGGAGGAAUCUAAAUCUGCCAUAAUCAUAGAUAGAUCUUCACCAAAUUUGGGAGCCUUUAAUCUUCUAUGGGAUGUUUCUUUGUGGAGCAGAAGUAGUGAGCAUGAUUAUUUCCCCUGUAUAUGUUGCCUCUCAUAGUAUUAUGUUUUGCCCCUGUCUUCUAGCAUUUAUUAUGUGUUUCCUCCUGGUUUGUAUAUUUUGUUUCAUAUUUUGGUAGUAUUUUUUAUGAGCGGCUCAGGGUUUAGCCAGUCCUAAUUAUGUUUGAAAUUCAAGUUUUAGAAGAAUAGAAUAAUUAUUAUCAUUUAAAAUUAUUUCAUCUGAGCUCAAAAUUUGUUUA